Molecule: messenger RNA, 1929 nt
Organism: Stylophora pistillata
Lineage: Eukaryota; Metazoa; Cnidaria; Anthozoa; Scleractinia; Pocilloporidae
Product: kelch-like protein 25
Molecular function (GO): protein binding
Source: RefSeq, a predicted model, not a curated record
AUGAUCAAAAUCGACUCAAAAGAUGCUGGUAGUUGUAUACAGUGUAAUUCUCACCGCCCAAGCAAUGAAGACUUCAAAUCCGGUAUUGCGAAAGAAACACUCGACCAGCCAUUUGAUGUCACUCUUGUGGCUGAAGACGUCGAAUUCAAGGCUCACAAGCAAAUUCUUUCCAAAGCAAGUCCCUUCUUUGAAAAGCUGCUUAACAGCGAAAUGAAAGAGUCUAAGGAAGGAGUGAUUCGCUUGGAGAUGUUCACUGAGGCUGUUAUGAGAAACACGCUGAAGUUUAUCUAUAGUGGUCAGGUAGAGAUCGAAGCUGAAGAAGCUCGAGAGAUGAUUGCCAUGGCCGACUUUCUGUUUCUUCACGACUUGAAAGCUCUCGCAGAGGGAGUUUUAGCCCCAAAACUAGAGCUGAAUAUCUCAAAUUGUCUUUCAAACUAUUAUUUUUUCGAGAGAUAUCAGAGUGAGCAACUUUCGUCCAUGAGCAAAAAGUUUGUUCUCAAAAAUUUUAGCACCAUCUCCAAAACAGAUGCGUUCUUGAAUUUGUCGAGCAAAGAAAUCGAAAUGUGGAUUUCAGAAGACGAAAUUGAUGUAAAUGCUGAGAAAGAUGUGUUUGAAAUAAUUUUAGCUUGGAUAAAGCGGGACAGAAGAAGAAGAAAUAACUGCUUUGCAGAGCUCUUUUCUCGCGUUCGCCUUGUUUACGUUUCGCGUGACUUUCUCUGCAACAAUAUUGUGACUGAUGACCUGGUAAAGGACAAUGGAUGUUUAGGUCUUGUUGAAGAGGCUCUGAAAUUGAUUGACUCGGAGGACUUCGACAAUCCAUUAAUCGCUCGACCAAGAAGGUCCCUUGAGACGUCUGUACUGCUUUGCUAUGGGAGCAAAGAUGUUGUGUGCUAUUUUCCUCAAGAACAUAAGUGGUGCAGAAUGGGAGAGAUGCCUCCUAAAUACAUCAGAAAUGGCCCUGUUUUCUCUUGUCAUGGAAAACUGUAUGGGACUGUUCUAGAAUCAGUUGCCUCAAAUGAGCAAUACUGGAAACAUGUAUGCUAUAAUCCAUAUGGCAACAGCUGGGUGCAACUACCCUCCAUAGAGGAAAAUAGAUAUAUGCGUCAAAUAUUUAUUAAAGAUGAAGAUGAAAUUUAUGCCUUGGAAGCAGAACCGUGCACCAAUAGAGCCAAGCAUUUUGAUGAUUUUUGUCGAUUGCAUGCCCGCCGCUUGUUUUGCGAUGAGGAAAAACAUAUUUUCUCCAUCACUAAGUACAAACCAGAUUCAAAUUCAUGGGAAUUGAUAGGAAAACUGAAUCAUUUGCAUUCUAGAGAGGACAUGUGCAUUGUGGCUCAUGAUGACUUUGUAUAUUUUAUUGGUGGUAUAAAAUGGCAACAAGGGAACAAAUGCACACUUGUGAGUGAUGUUGAAAGGUACCACCUUGGAAAACAGCAAUGGGACAAAAUUCCAAACACCCAAGUAGUCCGAGAUUGGACGUAUGGUGCUGCAGUAGGUGGAAAGAUCUUCAUUGCUGGUGGAAUAAAUGCUGGAGAAACCAUUCAGCCUUGUGAAGUGUAUAAUCCAGAAACAAAUGAGUGGCAGUUUAUUGCAAGUUUUAAAUGUCUUGAUUUCAGACCAAAAGAUUUGAGAAAUCUUUUGUCUAUUGAUGGAAAUCUGUAUGCGUUGCUCCUUGUGAGUGUGGGCAAAUCAGGUUGUACGAUCAAAGAUUUACGCUUGAAAAUUGAAGGUUAUGACCCAGAGGAAGAUAAAUGGAGCUUAAAAACUGAAAUAGCCAUUUCUGUUUGCAAUCACACCUUCAUAAAUGCAUGUUCUGUAAGGGUUUUCAAAGGUUUCCUUGAUAGCCGUCUUUUGGAAAGCUGUGUUCCAGACUUUGUCACCAAAUCUACAAUGUCAUGUGGCUAUGACAAAAGGAAAUGCCUUGUUAUGUGA